AUGCCUCGAAAAGGAUACGACGUGACUGGGUGCGCCCCAGGUACUCCCGCUGCCGAAGCCGCGGCUCGGGCCAGGCAGAGAGCCGCCCCUGGAAACAGUACUCCUCGCGCCGGAACUCCUGCCAAUCCAUCUCGCCACGAUGGAGAUGAACAGGAGACCCCUCGAGCUUCUCGGAUCGGCGUUUUCGCUGGAAAUACACCUGCUGUCCCUCCCGCGUACUCUCUGAUGAACGUUCUGCAGGAUGAUCGAGGAUUUCAGAUUCAGCAACGCCUGCCAAGACAGGAGCUGUACCAGAACCCUUUGAACAUCAGUUCAAUUCAGGCAGCCAAUGGUCUCAUGGCGAGGCCCAUCAGUGGCCCCCACGGCCAUCCCGCCCCUUUCGAAUCGCAGCCGUCGAUGUUCCUAGGAGUUGCACCCUUAACUUCUACGGGCCAAGGCGUUGGAUUUGUAAACGCUCCCGCACAGCUCAGUACCACCACCUUUAGGACUGCCGACUUUGGAGCGCAGCAGCAGCAGCUCUGGAACAACAAUCAGUUCUAUUCUAUGCCCUCCAGCCAGCAUGGAAUUCAGAGUCUUCACAUGUCGCGUCCCGGUCCAGAGUCGUUUGCCCACUACCAAACGGCUGUGGGAGCCGUCCAGCACCAGACGGCAAACACCAACGCGGGGACUUCGGCAUCCCAGAGUGCGGACGAAGACACUGAGAUGGCGGGUGUCGACCGCUAA
This is a messenger RNA of Trichoderma virens Gv29-8, 723 nucleotides long. RefSeq lists its product as uncharacterized. The record is from RefSeq and is a predicted model, not a curated record. Bases 1 to 723 code for a protein of 240 amino acids. NCBI's taxonomy places the organism in Eukaryota, Fungi, Ascomycota, Sordariomycetes, Hypocreales, Hypocreaceae. The transcript has a single exon.